This is a messenger RNA of Hibiscus syriacus, 2235 nucleotides long. RefSeq lists its product as uncharacterized. Gene Ontology annotation, cellular component: nucleus. The transcript has 14 exons. The record is from RefSeq and is a predicted model, not a curated record. The coding region runs from base 210 to 2168 and encodes 652 amino acids. Lineage: Eukaryota; Viridiplantae; Streptophyta; Magnoliopsida; Malvales; Malvaceae. Gene Ontology annotation, biological process: regulation of DNA-templated transcription.
CGCCCAACUUGCUUGAAAAUUUGGAUUCCCGGGAAAUUUUCCCGUUUUCUUUAAAAAGAUUUCAUAAUUUCAUCUCUCAAAUUUGUUUCCCUCUACUACAAGGGAAGCGGGAACUGAAAACCAAAUCUAAAAUUGAAAAUUUCAAUAAAACAAACCCAGAGAAAAUUCAUCUGGUUGAGACUUGAGAAUUUGAGGGGAAAAAAGAAAAAAUGGCCGUUGUUUCAACUCCAGCUUCCAAAAUCAAAGAGGUGGAUCAAACAAAGGGAAAUGGAAUUCGAACUUGUGAUUCCGAAAAUGGAAAAUCUUGUCACCAGUGCCGACAAAAAAGAAUGAAUUUCUUGGCUCCAUGCAAGAACUUGAAAAAGGACAAGCAAUGCACCAUAAAGUAUUGUCAUAAAUGUCUAUUGAACAGAUAUGGAGAGAAGGCUGAAGAAGUUGCAUUGUUGGCUGAUUGGAAAUGUCCCAAGUGCAGAGACAUUUGCAAUUGUAGUCUUUGCAUGAAGAAAAAGGGUCACAAUCCUACUGGUAUACUAGUGUACACUGCAAAGAAAACUGGGUUUUCUUCUGCUUCGGAAUUGCUUCAAGCUAAAGGACCUGAAAAUUUUAAAUAUGAAAGGAUUGUAAAAGAUAUGUGUGCUUUGCCAAAGAACCAAACAAAGGAGUCUAUGGCCACUUCACCGAGGAUGCAUGGGAAGGAAAAUUCUUUUGAUGGAGACUGUGAUUCCAAGGUUAGUUCUCAGAAUUUGGUAUUGUCAUUGCCUGAUGAAAAGAAGUCUAAGAAAAUGAAACGUGAGGGAUUGAAGGAAUUGUACAAUGGCAAUGGAGAUUGUGAAGCUUCUUUGAACAAAACUUGUCUAAAAAAGCCUAAAACCUCAAAGGAAGCUUCAAAUAAAACAAUGAAAGGUAAUGGUUGCCUUUCAAAUGAAACGAUGUUGAAGACAGAAGUGCAAAUUGAUGGUGCAUCCGGUCCCAGCAAAGAGCAAGAAACUAAAUGUGCCAAAACCAAGAAAGCAGGAGUUUUAAAUGGAAUUAAAGUUUUGGAGAUCACUAAGAGAAGAGACUCCACAACUUCUGAUGAGGAUUCUGGAGGUUCAGAUGGUUUAAAAAAUGAUAACGCAUGUGGCAAGCUCCAGUCAGUUAAAAAGCUUUGCAAAGAUAGAAAGCUUGACGUAGACAUUCAUUUGCCUCAGGGUGCCAGCUUAAUAACUGUUGCUGGUGUUGAUUUACCUCCCAACGAUGUUGGUCAUGCAUUACAGUUCUUAGAGUUUUGUGCAGCUUUUGGAGAGGUUCUUGAUAUGAAGAAAGGUCAAGCAGAAUCUGUAAUAAGAGAAAUAAUACGUGGACGUGGCAGAUGCCGAUUGCAAUACUCUCCAGUAGUCCAAAUUCAUAUGCAAUUGUUGUCUCUAAUACAAAAAGAUAUGUGCAAGAAAUUUCCAGCCUUCAGUAGAAGUGACAAUGCUUCAUGGUUCCAAGCCCUUGGUCAAUGUGUGUCUGAAUCUCAACGUGCACUUAAAGAAGUUUCUACUGAUAUUUAUGAGCGUGGUGUGGAUGCAUAUAAUAUGUUAGACAGUUCUGUUAAGCUUAAACUCUUAAACAUUUUGUGCGAUGAAGCCCUUUGCACUAUAACAUUGCGGAACUGGAUUGACAAGCAAAAUUCUAAGUUUAUUGAUAGUGAGAAGGAAGUAAAAGAAAAGAUUAUUGCUUCAAGGGAUAAGGAAAAGCAACUAAGGCAGAAAAUGCAUGAUGAGGUUGCCAAAGUUAUUACUGAAAAAGGUGGUACUCUGUCAAUUUCUGAGCAUGGGACACUUAUUGCACAAAUAAAAAAAGAAACAGCUCAAGUUCAUGAAGAUUUGCUCCAGGCAAUGGCAAUGUUACCAAGGAAGAGAGAAAGGUCUGAUGCUGUUAGAACAUCACCUAUUGUAUUGGCUGUAAGGGGUCAUGUUUUCUGGAAACUGAGUGGGUAUACCAGUGGAAACCAUAUAUUGCUUCAAGAUUUUGGGACCUCAGAUCCAGUUGCACCUGAUGAAAAAUGGUUUAUCUAUGAUGUUGAACAGAAGCGAGACGUAGAGAAAUACAUCUCUUUGAUAAGGACAAAAAAGCUUAGGAUACAGAAAGUUUCAGGCAGCCUUCCAAUUGCUGGUGUUGGAGAAGACUUGGAGCAUUCAUAGUCCUCGUUAGUGACCUGCAUGAUAAUGUCAGUAGGGUCUAUGUAUUGGCAGGAGUUUCAUUCAAACA